Messenger RNA from Hyaloperonospora brassicae, 891 nucleotides. The record is from the annotation of a GenBank genome assembly. NCBI's taxonomy places the organism in Eukaryota, Oomycota, Peronosporomycetes, Peronosporales, Peronosporaceae.
AUGUCAGGUCUAUCGCCAGAGCAACUCGCAGCGUUCCACCGCGACGGGUUCCUCGUGAUCCCUCACGCUCUAUCUGCUUCGACGUGCGAUACGUUGCGAGCCCGAGCGCGUGAACUCGUCGCACAGUGCGAUCAACUCAGCUCUCGCUCCGUCUUUACGACAAACGAACAGACGCGCCGCAUGAAUGACACGUAUUUCCUCGACUCGGGCGACACAAUUCGCUGUUUCUUUGAGGAAUUCGCGUUCCAAGACGACGAGAAAGCGACACUAACAGUGCCUCUAAACAGGGCAAUCAACAAGAUUGGCCACAAUCUCCACAAUCUCGACCCCGUGUUUGAGACAGUGAGCUACGCGCCCGAUGUAAACUCCAUUCUCAAGUCCCUCCAGUACGUGCGCCCUGCAGUUGUACAGUCCAUGUACAUUUUCAAGCAGCCAAAGAUUGGCGGAGAGGUCAAGCCCCAUCAGGACGGCAGCUUCCUGUACACAAACCCACAGUCCGUUGUGGGGUUCUGGUGGGCUCUAGAAGACUGUACACAGGAGAACGGGUGUCUACAUGGCGUGCCGGGAUCGCACUUGACUGUGCCCGUGCGGCAGAAACUGCGACGCACUACGAAAGAACAACAAGAGGCGAAUGGAGGGCAACUGCUGGAAAAUGUGCCCGAGACGGUAGAGCCUUUCGAUGUGAGCAAUAGCCAGCCAUUGCUCAUGAAGAAGGGAGACCUGGUGCUGCUGCAUAACGCGUUUGUGCACUACAGCAACGCCAACCGGUCGCUUGACUCUCGCCACGCGUAUUCAAUCCACGUGGUGGAAACUCACAACGUGGAGUACCCGAAGGACAACUGGCUGCAAACUACAGGUAACAUGCCGUUGAAGCCCAUGUACGAGAGCUAA